AUGAAAAAUAAACUGGGAAGCGACACUAUUGAAAGUGAGAGAUUCGUCGGUGAUUUAUCGGUGAAUCUGGUUCAGCAACAAACGCCGAAGACAACGCGUAAAGAAGCCAUGGCUCCCAAGAUUGUGGUGUGCCCGCCCGUUGAAGAGAUAAGUGUACCUGCUACAACAGCUCGUGGCUCUCGCUUAUUGAAAGCACUUAGCAAACGUCUCUCGCGGAGAUCGACUGACGACGACUCGUUUGGUAGUUCUAGUAGCAACGACAGCAUGUCCUGCGAGACAGGCCGGUCUGAGGAUCGUUCUUGCUCAGCGAGCGAUUCCAGUAGCGACAGCUCUGAGCGGCAUCGACGACACCGAUCAACAGUUUCUCUGCGGCGUGUUUUCCAAAAUCUUAGUCUAACGAGCCGGUCGCAAUCAUGUUCACCGUCGGAGCGUCAACGACAACCUAAGAAGCAAACACAACCAAAACGUAUUCUUCGGCCACCUGUAACCUACACUUAUGUCCGGGGCCUAUCCGGUUUACCGACUCAAAGAGUACCGCGACACACAGUCUGUUGUGCUACAUUAGGCCUAAAUCGGUAAAUUUAUUACGAAUUAUUAUUAAAGGAAAAAAAGGAUCGUGAAAGGAGAUCAAGACUGGUUAAGAAUUAUGGAAGAGUAUUAAACGCUAGAGAAAUGUUUUCGUCAUAUCAGUAGUUUCCAAAAUUUUCUGGGCCAGUUUAUCUGCAGUAACAUUGUCUUCAAAAAGGACCAAAAUUGAAGUGAUUGGAAGAUUUUUCAAAGAAAAAAGCAAGAAAUCGUGUUAUAGUGUCAGCUCUGACUUGUCUAGUUGUAUUUAAGAAAAACGUGAAAGACUGUGCUGGUGUAUGUAAUAGUAUAUAUAUCACACACUAAAAAUGUAACAUUUUCAUCGUUAUGUUUAUUAUUAUGACAAAAAAUAACUUGUAUUACAUGGAAUCAUGGAUGUAAAUCAUGCAUUAAUAGCUCACUCAAAUUUUAAACAUGUAAUACGAGUAUAAAGCGUUUAAGUUAUGAUUUAAUAAUAAGUGAAAUUUCCUGUAAGAUGGAUAGUGCCUUUCCAUUGUAUAAUGUAAUUAUAGUUCAAAAGCGUAUACACUUGUACUUUUAACUAAAA
Melitaea cinxia (Glanville fritillary) is the source of this 1132-nucleotide messenger RNA. RefSeq lists its product as uncharacterized. NCBI's taxonomy places the organism in Eukaryota, Metazoa, Arthropoda, Insecta, Lepidoptera, Nymphalidae. The coding region runs from base 1 to 579 and encodes 192 amino acids. The transcript has a single exon. The record is from RefSeq and is a predicted model, not a curated record.